Messenger RNA from Acanthaster planci (crown-of-thorns starfish), 1668 nucleotides. RefSeq names its product GPI ethanolamine phosphate transferase, stabilizing subunit-like. NCBI's taxonomy places the organism in Eukaryota, Metazoa, Echinodermata, Asteroidea, Valvatida, Acanthasteridae. Gene Ontology annotation, biological process: GPI anchor biosynthetic process. Gene Ontology annotation, cellular component: endoplasmic reticulum membrane. The record is from RefSeq and is a predicted model, not a curated record.
CUUCCAGAACUGUAAGGCAUAACAUCGGGGUAGUGCCGGUGCCGUGCAAUUCUAGAAGCAGACGCUGUGCACCAAAUGAAUGACUGCCUAACAUAGCGCCACCUACCGCCCAAAAUUAAUGAACUUCCAAGAUGGCAGCUUCCAUAGACAACGCAUUUCGUCUUAAAGUGUCCCGAUUAUCGCUGAAGUCCACCAUUUUCUGCCAGGUUCUUUCCCUUUUAUUCUUAUGUUCAUCAGUGGUGGUGCUGUUGACUGUGGACUGGCGAUUAAAUGUGAUAGAUAAUGCCGUGUAUUCGAUAAGAACUUUCUCAAUUGUUUAUGGAAUUGUUCAGUCGUUUUUGUACGGUGUUGUUUUACGGGAAAAAGAUGCGGACCCAGUCACGUACAGGUCUAGCAACAAGGCUACAGUAUUCAGCAAGAUACCUGGAGUCUUGAAGUACACUUUCCUCUUCAGUGUCAGCUGCAUAGUUCUUCAUGUCGUCAUUGUUCUCUUUGGAGCUGCGGUCCAAGAGGUUGUCGAAGAGACUUUUAUAUUGGCUGUCCUACUGUCUACGUUGAGCACCCUGCCUUGUCUCUGUGUAUUAGGCACCAACGGUGAGGUAUGGAACCGCUUCACUGCACAGAGAAGACCUCACCCAGGACUAGAGACUUGCAUCCAGUAUGGAGCUGUGGCUAGCCUGCUUGGUGCUUGGAUGGGGGCUUUCACCAUACCCCUAGACUGGGACAGACCAUGGCAGGUGUGGCCCGUGCCAUGUGCCAUUGGGGCAUUGUUAGGCCACACAGCUGGCAUGACGGUCGGACUGAUUCAUCUGGUAUCCCUGUCAUCCAAGCAGUACAUCAAGGGAAAGAGCAAAAACUUCCGAGAUUGAGCUUGCUAGAAACUUAGCCUCUGCAAGCUAGACCUACUUAAGAUGAACUUAUCCUUGGGGACAGUGAGAUGACGACGCGCGCAACCGUUGCCAUGGUAGUGAGGAUCAUAAAGCAGCGUGCACAGUGACCCUCCAAAGUGCGAUUUUUGUUACCCCCUGGCGUUGUAGAUACAGUGAGGUCAACCUUAGGAAGCAACUGAAGAAUCGGAAAUGAGCAUUCAUGAAAUGCCACAUGGACACUCUGCUCCAGAAUGUACUCAUGGGGAAAAAAUCGAGGUCAUGUUUCAUGUCCCAGUUUUUGAGGUUGAGAUUUUGUAACUUUUCUUUUGUGAAGCCACUAGUGACUAAAACAAUUUUUAUGCAAUUUCCAAUCAGAAGAGACCAGCGAAAGUUAGAAAAAAAAUAUGCUACUGCCAAAAUACAGGGCAGGCACAGAUAGGCCGAGGCAAAGUAAAUGGUUUCCCCCAGAAGGAAUAUUUGGCCCUCCCCUCUCCCAAACAGGACAGGUUUUGUCCAGAUAUUGAUUGAAAACACUCCGAGGUACAAGACAUUUUUUCGUGUGCCAAUGUUUUUCUGGUAGUUAAUCUUUCAAUUUAAGCAAGACACAAACCGGGCUCCCCAGCAGGAAGUGGUUAACCAUGUCAAUAGCAAUGUGUAGAGCCAUUUUGUAUAAAUAUUUGAGACAAGUAUCUCAAUGUGCAGCUGGAAUCGAAUGAUGGAUUGAAGACUUCAAAAGCGCCACUUCCUUUUAAAUCAUGGUUCUUAGAGAUUUAAAUAAACCCAAAGUUCAGGCAAAAUG